UUUUCCAUGAUGUUUCCUCAAUUUGUUGAUCCGCUUGACAAUCUUUUUAGGAAAAGUUGGAAAAAGAGAAGAAAGAAAAAACAUUCUUAGUAAACACACUAUGAGUAGUCCUUGCACUCUAACAUUUAGAAGGAAGAGGGUUGUGGUUUCCAAUAAGGUGCAAGUUCCAUUGAAAAGAAUGUGCAGUGAUGAAAUCACUCUCAAAUUUGAGUGUUCUCCCCUUGAAGCUCUUCCCCUUGAUAUUUUGAUAAAGGUGGUAUGUGGUGUGGAACAUGAAGAUUUGCAUAGACUUUUCCAUGUCUCCAAAACUAUUAGAGAAGCGGCUCUUGUUGCUAAGGACUUGCAUUUUGAGUAUAGUACGCCAAGGAAUAAUACAUUUGCUCUUUACAACCCCUUUGAUUUGGAUGAAAUUGAAGCUCCAAAUAAACAAUUGAAGAAAUGUAAGUCAAGGUUGAGUGGUGGGAACUUAUCAUUGACAUUGUUUCCAUCAAUGGACGAAGGAGAUUAUUGAUGACUUGAUGAGGAUUGUAAAUAUAGAUUAGAUUAUAUUAUAUAU
Arachis stenosperma is the source of this 556-nucleotide messenger RNA. Its product is annotated as F-box protein At1g61340-like. The record is from RefSeq and is a predicted model, not a curated record. Gene Ontology annotation, molecular function: protein binding. The transcript is spliced from 3 exons. The coding region runs from base 101 to 511 and encodes 136 amino acids. Lineage: Eukaryota; Viridiplantae; Streptophyta; Magnoliopsida; Fabales; Fabaceae.